CUCGUGGAUUUCAGUCGGAUCCGAUCGCCAUCUGAUUCGCGUCGAUGAUCAAUGGCACACCCAUGUCCAAGAUGGCGUCGCUCGUUGACAAUUACGAGCAGCAGUACGCCGUUCUGACAGCUGACAUCACCGCGAAAAUCGGCCGGAUAAGGGUUCAGAGCGGCGGUGAGAAAAGGGCCUUCAUCCAGGAUGUGGACCGGCAGAUUGAAGAGGCGCAAGAGCUGUUGGAGCAAAUGGAAUUGGAGGUUCGUGGGAUGAGUGGAACAGCUCGCGAUCGUUUACGCGGUCGCGUGGAGAGUCACAGGGCAGAGUUGAAACGCUUAACGCAAGAAUUCCAAGUAGCGAAGAAACCAAAGGAGGAUGUCACAGAGAUCACAGUAGAGGAGCCUUGGGACAAUAAUGUAACGGAAGACCAAAGGAAAAGACUAUUAGAUGCAUCCGAAAGAAUAGAACGAUCGGGACGAACGUUACAAAAUGGUUAUCGUAUGGCGCUAGAAACAGAGGAGAUCGGCUCUCAGGUGCUGAAGGAGCUUCACGAACAGCGAGAAACGAUACAACGAAGCAGAGGGAGGUUACGUGAAACGGAUGCGGAAUUGGGACGAGGGUCUCGGUUGUUAUCAGGAAUGAUCUUUCGGAGCCUUCAGCAGAGAGUUAUCUUGGCAGGAGUAGCGUUAGUACUUAUAAUUGUCGCGUGCAUUGUGAUAUACUAUAGUUUUAAGAGUUAAAGAAUAGACAUUAUCUUCGGCCAGAGCCACCAAAUGUGGUUUGGAAGUCGUAUUUAUUAUCAGACUUUAAAAUGUUAUUUCUAUCAAAUUGCGAAGUAAUUCUGUAUUGUAUCGUCUAUCCAAUCUUCGAACUUGUUUGUCACAUUUUGCCUCGAGACACAGUCUUCGCUGUAUGUCUACUAUUUUCUCAUCAAAUUGAUCAGUUCAGUGAUUGAUGAUCUCUUAUUUAAAGCCAAUAUGCCAACAAGACUCAAGCGAGCAAGCAAAACCGGCAGAAUGUUACUAAACAAGAACAAAAGAUUCCGUGCAGUGUUAUAUAAAAAGUCUUGUAUAAAAAAAUAUUGACCCAUUCUCGUAAAGGUAAAUUUUAAGACGGUUUCACGAUUCUUUUCCAUUUCCGCGAAUUUAAUUAGUAUUAACUGAACUAGUGAACGCGAUGUAUCAAAUGCGAUUAUUUUCAUGCACGAUGGAAAGAAUCGUAAAACCGCUUGAAUAUUGUUAUCCGAGCAAAAUCCGGAAUCGUAAUAAAUAGUUAACAUUGCCCUGCGUUCGAGUUUCUAAAGAUAUUCCGAACCACAAAAUAUAUUCAACAAGAAAUGUAUUUAUUAAUAUUCAAGGUAUUCAACGUUGUUGUACGCGCCAAAUUAUCGGGCACGUUGAAAUAUUACCUCUUCAUGUUCGAGUUAACUAUGUAAUUGUUGUGAUUUUGACCUGAAUCGUAAUCGGGUAAGUUCACUGCGAUGGACUCUAUCAGUUAAAAAUGCAUUCUAUAACUUUGUCUCUUACAUGAGAAUAACAACAGUCACUGUGUACAUUACUGAGGUAUGCGUGGGUUUAAGGAUCGAAUUGUAAAUACAAUCCAUCACCGAAAGUAUCAAAGGAUGCUUGUAAUUGAGAAAAAGAGAGAAAUUAGACGCGCCUAAUAAUAAUUUCUUUUAUUACAUGUUAUAUUAUCAUUUAAUUAGCCUAAACGGUGCUUUUUCUUUUGUCUCUGCGUCCCUAAUAUGUACCUGUGAAAAUGAUAAUAUAAUAAAAGUAUCGAGGG
Pogonomyrmex barbatus (red harvester ant) is the source of this 1770-nucleotide messenger RNA. RefSeq names its product Vesicle transport through interaction with t-SNAREs 1a (gene Vti1a). Gene Ontology annotation, molecular function: SNAP receptor activity; SNARE binding. Lineage: Eukaryota; Metazoa; Arthropoda; Insecta; Hymenoptera; Formicidae. Gene Ontology annotation, biological process: intra-Golgi vesicle-mediated transport; Golgi to vacuole transport; intracellular protein transport. Gene Ontology annotation, cellular component: late endosome membrane; SNARE complex; Golgi apparatus. The record is from RefSeq and is a predicted model, not a curated record.